This is a messenger RNA of Planococcus citri (citrus mealybug), 3134 nucleotides long. RefSeq names its product 4'-phosphopantetheine phosphatase. Gene Ontology annotation, biological process: coenzyme A biosynthetic process. Lineage: Eukaryota; Metazoa; Arthropoda; Insecta; Hemiptera; Pseudococcidae. The record is from RefSeq and is a predicted model, not a curated record. The transcript has 15 exons. Gene Ontology annotation, molecular function: ATP binding; pantothenate kinase activity. The coding region runs from base 291 to 2579 and encodes 762 amino acids. Gene Ontology annotation, cellular component: cytosol; nucleus.
UACUUCAAAUUCACUCGACCACGACCACCGUAAAAUUACCUUCAGGUGAGAAAAACACAAUUACAGUAGAGUCAUCACUGCAUUGUAGUGUGUUUUUCGUACUUCAUUCAUCAGGUUAUCAGAUAAAAAUAAUGAAGUAACUUCUCGUUAUACUUGCUGGUAAUCGCUAAGUCGGAUUUUACGUUGAUUAUGUCAUUAAAUUGUAACAAACUCGACUAACAUGUUCACACAAUAAGGUCACACCCGGUGUGCAAUUAGUAUCGGUGUUACUAGUGAUUUAUUACUGCAAAAUGUCUGCUAAAGAAACAGUGGUCAGUAGCAUUACGUUGCCGGACAAUAUCCAAGUAUUCCGGAAUCUGAAAACAGCCAAGAGAUUUGCUAUCGAUAUAGGUGGGUCUUUGACGAAAAUUGCGUACUAUUCGAUCGUUCAAUACCGUAGACCUUCCAUUCUAGAUAGGACCAGUGAGAGUUCUGAAGAAAACUUCGAAAAUGAACAAUUCACGUACACGUAUUCGGAAGGAGCUCGACUACAUUUUGUUAAAUUUGAAACCAAGUAUAUCGCCGAAUGUCUUAAUUUUAUCGGAGCUCAUUUGGUCAAUAGUCACGAUGAAAUGAAAGGUAAAUGUAUCAAAGCUACCGGAGGAGGAGCUCACAAAUACGCCGAUUUGAUCCAGGAGAAAUUAGGACUCUCAGUCGAUAAAGAAGACGAAUUACCGUGCUUAAUCAAAGGAUGUAAUUUUUUAUUGAAAAAUAUCAGCGAUGAAGCUUUCGUCUAUCAUCGUAAUGGCAAUCCAGAGUACGAAUUUCAGACCGCUCAUACUAACAUAUUUCCAUAUCUAUUGGUCAAUAUUGGUUCAGGAGUUAGCAUAUUAAAAGUGGAAUCGGAAGAAAAAUACGAACGAAUUGGAGGUACUGCCACCGGAGGUGGUACAUUUUGGGGAUUAGGAUCGUUACUAACUAAAGCCAAAGGUUUCGACGAAUUGCUGCUUUUAGCUGAAAAAGGAGAUCAUCGAAAAGUUGAUCUUUUGGUACGUGAUAUCUACGGCGGAGAUUGCACCAAAUCGCUCGGAUUACCUCCUGAUAUUAUUGCAUCUUCUUUCGGCAAAGUUUGCCAAAGACCUGAUAAUCAGGAGGCUAUCUCGAAGGAAGAUCUAGCUAGGAGUUUAUUAUUUACCAUAAGUAAUGAUAUCGGACAAAUUGCUUCGUUGUACGCCAUGAUGAACAAUUUAAAAAAGGUCUAUUUCGGCGGCUAUUUUCUGCGAAACCAUCCUCUAAGCAUGCAUACGAUUUCCUACUCGAUUAAUUACUGGUCUCGAGGUUCUGUUCAGAGUUUAUUCCUUAGACACGAAGGUUACCUGGGAGCAAUCGGAGCUUUCCUCAAGGGAGCAGAAGAAUGGGAUGGUGAUCAGUAUUCGUGGUUAGAGAAUUACGCUGGAAGCAGUGGCCUGAGAACGGGUUCGGUGAUGUUGGACAAUAACGUACUGGUUCAUCAGCUGGAGUUGGAUCGAUGGGAACCGGCGCUGACGUAUUGUCCUUUGCUUAAAAAUCCGGCUGAUUAUGUACCCGAUACGGUGGACUUGAAUUCCGAUCAAGAGGCGAGAGAAUAUUGGCUGAAAUGUUUCGAAGAAAAAAUAGAUACUUUUGUACGCUGCGCUAUAGCAAGUCAACCCGAAAAUAGCACUGCUCAAGAAAGAGCCGAAAUGUUCAAAGAUAAAUAUAUCACGAGGCUGCAUCAUUUGAAAAUACAACCUUUCGCUUAUGGCAAUUUGACAGUGCGAAGUUUACUGGACACCAUUGAACAUUACUUGAGAGAAUUUGAUUUCCCAGAUCCAUUUUUACUCCAAAGACAACAAGAAAAUGAAUACGCGUUGAUGUUCUUACUCAAACGUUUGCAAGAAUUAGAUGUAAUGGAAUUCAAGCCACGUCAAGUCGAACUCAUUGUCGGAUUUUUAGCCGGUAAUAUUUUCGAUUGGGGAGCCAAAGAAGUAGCGAAAAUUUUAGAAAGUCAAGAAUUCGGUUUCCAAGAAGCUCGUUCCAAAAUACCACCAAGACCUUGGUUAGUUGAUAAUCUUGACCGGUGGAUUGAGCGAAUGCAGACACAGCCUUACCAAAAAGUAGCCAUAUUUGUCGAUAACAGCGGAGCUGAUAUUGUCCUUGGGGUGAUACCGUUUGCUAGAGAACUUCUAAAACAUGGCACCAAAAUCGUCCUUUGUGCUAAUUCAGCUCCAGCUUUGAAUGACGUUACACAAAACGAACUGAUCAUUUUGGUGAGGAAAAUAUCGGUCAUGUGUCCGAUCAUUGAAGAAGCAUACAAUCAGAAAAAUCUUAUAAUCAUGGAGAAUGCGCAGGCAGGACCUUGUUUAGAUCUAAGUCGUCUCGGGAAAGAACUAGCCGAAGAAAUGGAAACGGUCGAUUUAAUCGUUAUCGAAGGUAUGGGACGAGCAGUACAUACCAAUUUGGAUGCUGAAUUCAACUGUGAUAGCUUGAAAAUAGCCGUUAUCAAGAAUACCUGGCUAGCGAAUCGUCUAGGUGGUAAAAUGUUCUCUGUUAUAUGCAAAUACGAAAGCUCGACCGAUUAAUAUACGAACAACAGCUGAUUCAAGUAUUUCAAUUGACGUAAAGAUCGACUCUUGAAUUGGGCUUGGCCCGACGGUGUUUUCAUAAUUUUGUUUAAUAUUGUUGAUGGGUAUUUUUAUAUCUCCUAUUUUAGCAUUCCUUUUUUUUUCGCCCUUGUAAUUCGUCCUACAUUCAUUUCGAGACUUUAACUGGCAAUGAGAUGUGUUCAGUUGUUCAAGAUGAAGGUUCAUUGCGACAAAUAUUCCACAAUUCGUUAACCGCGAGUCGGAAUCACUUGUUUUUAUACCAAAAUCAAAAUUUUCCAUUUUUUUAAAACUUUGUUGUUGUUGUUUAUUUUUAAUUACCUAUCUAUUUACUUGAUACAUAUGUUUAGUAACGAAUAAUAAUUACUUACGAUACGAAAUACGAAUGGACGACGGAAUGUCAAUUAAAUUACCUACAAUGAUUGUUUCGUAUUUUAUCUUAAUUAGAUUCUUCUACGUGCAUAUGAUAUACGGGUGAUUGUUAUUUAUUUAAAAAAAAAUUAAGUCAAUAAAUUGUAUCGAAAUUUAGAGAAA